Messenger RNA from Dreissena polymorpha, 2826 nucleotides. Its product is annotated as zinc finger protein 862-like. The transcript is spliced from 9 exons. The record is from RefSeq and is a predicted model, not a curated record. The coding region runs from base 542 to 2749 and encodes 735 amino acids. Gene Ontology annotation, molecular function: protein dimerization activity. NCBI's taxonomy places the organism in Eukaryota, Metazoa, Mollusca, Bivalvia, Myida, Dreissenidae.
AAAAAAACAAUAUGUAAAACUUUGAUUAAAAAUGAACACGAAACUAGGAAUAUUAAAAAAAGGUCUAAUUCAUGUUUAUUUUACUUCGAUAGAUUAUUUAACUUUAAAAUCAAUUUUCCAACCAGUCGAACUGGCUGUCUUUGCUGGUGACGUAACAAACUCCAAGCGCGAUUCUUAGAACCAGUUAAAUAUUGCACAUUGUUUCGUGACGUAGGCGACGCAUCAAUGACAUCAUGGUUGAAUUAAAUUUUACUGGUUUCGAGCAUUGUGAUGAUCGUAAAUAGAAAGCGGGGAACCACACGACCGUUGCCUGUCCCGUGUCAAGAUUUGAUGAAGAAGUAGAAGUGGCUGUGUCAACGAUCGCGAAAACGUGGAUAACUUUUUGAUCAGGUGAUUCCGUUUUCAUAUUGUUAAACGUUCUUGUAGUACCUUUAUUUUUUGUAAAUUUGUAAUCGCUUCAUUUUUGAUUAAAGUUGUUAAACAAAACACCUCAAGCUGUUAAGUGUGUACUGUUAGGCCUACUGUCACACUCAUUCUUAGGAUGUCAUUUUCACUUCUACGUUAUUUUGACGGGGCUAAGCCUGGCGAUAAAAGACAGAGUCAGGUUAGUAUUGAGCAAAGAGCGGAGGGAAAUAAAAAGAGAUGGAAGUCUUAUGAGGUAGAAAAACGUGACGAAAGAGGAUUUCAUGAGGUUUGGAAAAAGGACAGGCCAUGGCUUCAAUUUAAUGAUGGGGUCAUGACUUGUUCAUUGUGCCAAGUGUUCUUUAAGAACAACACAUGUGUAGGUAAGAACACCUUUAUAACGGGCAGCACUAAUUUUAAGGUCUCGACAGUAAGUGAUCACGAGUCCAGCAAAUGCCAUCAGAAGGCAGCUGAGGCUGAGCUAGCCAAACAAAGUAAGCAUGACAUGCAGAAGAGUGAAGCAGGCAAAGCUCUUCUGUCUCUCAAAAGUGCAGAGCGCCAUGUCAUUGCAAGCCUCUUCCGCAAUGCCCAUGCUGUUGCAAAGAAAGGGAGACCACUAUCUGAUUAUGUUUGGCUAUGUGAAGCAAUGGCUGCCCAAGGUGUUGAAAUUGGCUCUACAUAUUUAAAUGAAAAGGCCUGCUCCGAUUUUGUUUCAUUUAUUUCAGAUGUAGAGACGGACAAAACAAUAAAGAUGUUGAACGACGCCCCAUUUUUCUCCUUUAUGAUGGACGGAUCGCAAGAUAGAAGUGGGUUAGAGCAAGAGAGCCUCUACGUUAGGACAUCAUUGCAAGGGAAUGUUUCUGAAAGAUUUCUGACAAUGGGGUCACCACGAUCAACGUCAAGUCAACAUCUGCUGGAAUUUGUACAGAAUGUAAUUCAACAACUUGGCUUAGAUGAAACAAAACUUGUAGGUUUGGGGUCGGAUGGUGCGGCAAACAUGACUGGCAAAAAGGCAGGGCUUGCUGCACUCCUUCGCAAGGAAUAUGGGGACAAUAUCAUCAAUAUACAUUGUUUCAGUCACCGGUUAGAGCUGGCCUUUCGUGAUGUGGUUAAGUUGGAAAAAAAAUAUCAAAAGUUAAUGAACCUCUUGAUUGGUCUCCACAAAUUUUACAAAAUUCACAAAAACAGGAAAGGUCUAAAGGAGGCCAGUGAAACACUCUCGAUAAACAUGGUAUCUCCGAAAAGAGUAUCAACAACGCGAUGGCUUCCCCACCUUAGUGAAGGUAUCAACUCCCUUGCCAAAAAUUUCAGAUCUUAUGAGGCACACUUGGCCUCAUGUAGGCACGAAAAUGCAAAGGCACAGGGAUACUACUCCAUGCUUCUUGACAAGGGCCUUAUGACAUUUGCCAUUGUACUUCAGGAUCUCAUCCAGCCGCUCCAAAUCCUAUCCAAAAAGCUGCAGAGACCAAAAACAGUCAUAGGCGACGCAUUCCUUUGGGUGGACACGCAAAAAGAAUUGCUGCGCGAAAAAGCAAAUGAGAAACCUCCAGAAGAAGUCCAGGCCAUGCAUAUGACUGGAGAGUACCAAGGCCUGAAGCUGAGUGGCAUGACACCCGACCUAUUGUAUAGAUGCAAGUUGAUAGAUGGUCUGUGUCAAGCCAUCGAAGAUCGCUUCAGCUUGCUCGACUCCAGCACAGUCAUAAAUGCCACACAGGUACUCGACACAACCAUGUGGCCUGUUGCCUCUGACGAAUUUGAAGGAUAUGGUAAUGAACAAGUAGCCACACUGGCAUCCCACUUCGAAAAAAAGAUAACUUCAAUGUGUCCUUCCUUUGAUGUUAAACAAUGCGUCACGGAAUGGAGGUCAUUGAAGAAAAUCCUGAAGAAAAGACAUGGCCUAUCUGUGAAGAAAAUGGCAUGGGGCAUGCUGUUAAUGGCUGAUGAGGAGCUAAGCAACAUCAGUCUCCUCAUUGACCUGGUGUUGAGCCUCCCACCGACCAGCGUCUCUUGCGAGACUAGCUUCUCACACAUGAAGCUGGUCAAGACAAGCUCUCGUCUCAGAAUGAACCAGGCUACCCUGCACAGUCUGAUGACGGUUAAAUUGUGCUCCCCAGAUAUUAAAGAGUUUAAUCCUGAGUCUGCGGUUGAGAAGUGGCUGUUUGAUGCUAUGAAACCUCAUGGCCACAGAAGGCCAACAUAUACCAGACGGUCUCUCUCUUCAAGUUCUCAUGGCGCAGGUGCUGAUGUUGAGGAAGAAGAUUGUGUGGAAAAGCCCUCUGACUCCGAUGAGACAGAUUCAGAGUAUCAAUCCGACGGCGAUUCACAGGAUGGAAUCAACAUGCAUUAAACGUUUUUAUUUCAAUGUGUGGUGAUGUUGUUUUGUUCAUUGCCAAUAGACUCAAUAAACAGUUUUUACAUUCUCAA